AUGCCUGUUACAGAAAAGUCAUCGCAGGCAGCGCGCUCUGGUGGCUGCUUCCCGGGCGACGCGACGGUGCUGCUCUCUGACGGGCAGCGGCUGCCACUGCGGCGGCUCCGCAUAGGCCAGCGCGUGCAGGCAGUUGACCUGGAGAGUGGCCAGACACUCUUCUCGGAGGUCAUCCUCUUCCUAGACCGCAGCCCUAAUGAGGAGCGACCGUUCUUGCGGCUGUCCCUGGCAUCCGGCAGUGCCCUCCUGGUGACACCAGCUCACCUGCUGCCCGUGGACGGGGGCUCGAGAGGUGUGCAGCAAGUCUUCGCCGGCAGCGUGCGCCCGGGAGACCGUCUCUUUGUGUCAGGCGAGAACGUGACGUCGGUGCACGUGGAGCGGGUGCUGACAGUGUCGGAGGAGAGGCGGCCGGGCGUCUACGCACCGCUGACGCGCCACGGCACCGUCGUCGUGGACGGCGUCGCCGCGUCCUGCUACGCCGUCGUCUCCAGCCACUCGCUGGCCCACUGGUCCUACGCACCCUACCGCUUCGGCUCCGGUGUCCGGGACUUGUUCCGGAAACUGUUCUCGACCGGUCCAGAAGGUGGCGGACCGGAGGCCGCGGGCUCCGAGCGGACGACGCCCGGUUCUGGCGUCCACUGGUACGCCCGUGCUCUGUACGCAAUUGCCAGGUUCGUCCUGCCCUCCGGCAUGCUGUACAAGUGAUGUGAUCGGAGUUCCCUCUGUGAUAAUUUAAUUAGUGACAUUGACUCAUUAGUUGGGGAACUUUCAGCAUACCUGUGCUCAUCCUCAGUGUAUUUUUCCUACUCUGACGAAGAUACUUGCCUUUGACAAAAACUGCGACAAGGUGAAGAGUAAAACAUUUGAGAACUUGU
Schistocerca nitens (vagrant locust) is the source of this 875-nucleotide messenger RNA. RefSeq names its product sonic hedgehog protein (gene hh). Gene Ontology annotation, molecular function: patched binding; calcium ion binding. Lineage: Eukaryota; Metazoa; Arthropoda; Insecta; Orthoptera; Acrididae. The record is from RefSeq and is a predicted model, not a curated record. The transcript is spliced from 4 exons. The coding region runs from base 1 to 705 and encodes 234 amino acids. Gene Ontology annotation, biological process: regulation of gene expression; multicellular organism development; cell fate specification.